Rhinopithecus roxellana (golden snub-nosed monkey) is the source of this 1980-nucleotide messenger RNA. RefSeq names its product coiled-coil domain containing 27 (gene CCDC27). The record is from RefSeq and is a predicted model, not a curated record. NCBI's taxonomy places the organism in Eukaryota, Metazoa, Chordata, Mammalia, Primates, Cercopithecidae. The transcript is spliced from 12 exons.
AUGUUCGAGGCCAUUUUCCCCUCAACACCCCAAGCCAGGCUGAAGAGAGAUCCACAGGAAUAGCUGGGCCUGUCCUCAUUCAGGUCCACAUUCAGGCAGCAAAGCUCACUUGGUCUUUGCCUCAUGUUACCUAAGAAGGCCAGCCCAUCUGAGAGGCACAGUUUGAUGUCCAGCUCGAUGGCCAGGGGCCUGAUGCUCCUCCAGAACAUGGCCAGCCGGGACGCCCAGUGCCCAGAAUGGAAACUGCACCAAAAGCCACGCACGCUCAGCAAGUCAGUCCAGACCAUCAGCCGCUACUACAGGAAGACGAGUGAACCCAAGGAUGCCACCAGCCUCACCAGCUUCAUGUCCAAAAUGGAGGAACUUCGAAGGGUCUUCCCCAGGCGUCCUGACUGCCCCCAGUUCAGCACCAGGGCCACAUCCAUGUCCCACUGUGGUUCACCCACCGAGGCCGAUUCACCCACCGAGGCCGAUUUGUCCGGGGAGAUUGACAACAGCUCAGAGACCUGGAGGGGCACCCGGGACCUGCUCUUGGCCAGGCAGGGUUCGGAUACGAACCUGGAUGGGCACCUCCUUCCCUUCAGUAAGAGCGCCUGCGAGUUCAAUUACUUGAGGAAGAAGAGCAAACCCCAGACUUUGAGUCCGGUCACCAGCAGCUCAGUCGCAUCCCAGAGCUGCUCCAGAAAGAGGAUGCCCUGGUACCUUUCAGUCAUCCAUGAGAAGGAUCACUGCCUGUCCGAGCUGGAGAUACAGGUUCAGAAGAAAGACGAGGAGAUCCUGCUGCUCCAGGAGGAGAGGGAGGCCCUGAAGACGCAGCUGAAAUGCCUCCUCAAAGGCAAAGGCCAAGAGGCAUCCAUGUCCCCAGGCAGGAGGGAGCGGCUCUCAGAUGCUUCGCUGAAGCUGGGCAGGCUGAGCCUCCUGAAGGCCUUCUCCAGAGAUGAGGAGGAGCUGCAGCACUGGCAGCAGAUGCAGGAGGAGUCUGCAGCACCGGAGAGGGGCAAGGAGCUGGACCUGGGAGGUGGCGAGGAGGACGAGGGCCUGGAAGGGGAGCCCGAGGGGGCGGAGGACACGGGUGCCAGGGGAGGUGUGAGCCAGUUGGGGGCUAUACAUGAGGGACGCAAGGAGGAGGAAGAGGAGGAAGGGGACAGGGAUGAGGACUCCGAGGAAAGGGAGCUGCCAGAGGAAGAGGAGACCCCCAGGAAAAGUGCUUCCUCCCUGGCCGAGUCGUUUGAGGAGGAGCUGCUGACCCAGCUGGAGGAGUACGAGCAGGUCAUCCUGGACUUCCAGUCCAACCUGGAGGCCACCAGGACCAGAUACUCCCUUGCAACAGGAGUGAUUGCGUCUUUACAACAACAACUGGAUUUCCAAGAAUCCCAACUGCGAAAGAUCGAUAGGGAAAAUGAGACGCUGCAGAAGGAGCUUCGAGAGCGGAAGCAGCAGCUACAAGCCAUGACCGACAAGUUCUCCAACCUCCGAGAAGAUAAGAAACACCAAGAGAUGAUGGGGCUCAUUGAGAAGGACAACCAGCUUCUCCGACAGCAAGUGUCGAAACUGGAGAGAAAGCUCACCAAGCGGGACCAUGUCAUCUCUGAGAUGGACACCAAGGUCAGCCAGCUGCAGGAGCAGGUGGAACUGGACCAGAACCACCUGCAGAGGUGGAAGCAGCUGCAGGAGGAUUUGCAGAGCAAGAAGGAGAUGAUUCAGGAGGCAGAGCAGCAGGUCCGCGUGGCCCUGGAAAGCUCCCAGUCCAGGCUCGAGAGGCUAAGGAAUAAGAUCAUCCAGGCCACCUUUAGCAUCUCCGGGACCAAGUCCUUGGCCAACGAGAUAUCUGACAAUGACAUCCUGGAAGCCCUGCAGAGAAUUAUCUCAGAGAGAAGCGACUACUAUAAUCAGCUGAAGCAGAAGGGUAUCAAAGUGCCCCCCCUUCAUCAGUCAGAGGCCUUCCUGCCCAGCAAAACCAAGAAGGGGACCUCCAAGUAG